AUGCUACUUACUCUUAUCGUCGGAUUCAUAGGAGCAGUGCUGCUGUACUUGGGCCCCAAGCUAAGAAGAUUUAGUAACAACUACCAGGCAGCCCGCGCUACUGGGUUGCCCAUGAUCCUAUGCCCUUACAAUCCAGAUAGUGGAAUAUGGGCCUUUCUCUGUGUCCCCCUCCGCCCUGUGCUUCUUCGUAUCCUCCCCACUGCUCUAUUCGCCACUGUCGAACUCAGUAUCUGGUGCUGGGAAUUUCGUGACAAGUAUGCUAUUCACGAAAGGCUUGGGCCUGCCUUUGUCUAUGUCACCAUGGGAAACAACCGUCUCAUUUGUGCCGACCCAGCAAUGGCUAGUGAUAUCUUGUCCAAUAGGAAAGACUAUAGUCACCCCGACAUUACCGUAACGUCCAUGGGUGUUCUGGGAGCCAACAUUAUGACUGCAAAAAGUGACUCGUGGUCGCGGCACCGUCGUAUUGUCGCUCCUGCUCUCAACGAACGCAUCAGCCCGCACGUAUGGACAGAGGCUGCAGAACAAGCGUCAUCCCUUGCCGACGUUUUGUUAUCAUCGAAAGCGACUACCCCUGCCCAAGAAUCCGUGAACACGCUUCACAACCUUCACAAAGUCGCUUUAAACGUCUUGGUUCGGAUUGCUUAUGGUCGCAGGCAGCCCUUUUCUGUGUCUCCACCACCAUCUAGUACUGAUUCAUCUGCGCAAACCAGAUAUGUCGACGCCAUUGUUACCGUCGUUGAACUCCUUGCUGCAGCCGCCUUUAUUCCGCGUAGCUGGCUAGCCCUACCUUUCAUGCCACAGGCACUAAAACGACUAGGUGCCGCAAUGAAUGAGAUGCCAGAUCUAGUGAAGAAUGUACUUGACCGAGAACGUCAAGAAAAUCUUCUCGCACAGUCAAAUGCCACGGAUGCGACAGAGAACCCAAAGGAUAGUUCAACUACCAUCAUGACCACACUUGUUCGCAUAUCGGAUCAGGAGAAGGAGCAAAACAAAACUUCAGCUUCUUCCAAAACUAGUACCACUUAUCUCACAGAGGAGGAGAUUGCUGGAAAUCUCUUCGUCUUCACUGCUGCUGGUUACGAAACUACUGCAAAUACAAUGAGCUACGCCGCUACUCUCCUCGCCGUGUAUCCAGAAUGGCAAACAUGGAUGCAGGCUGAGAUCGAUGCUGUUUUCGAAACAUGCAGCCCAUCACAGUCAGACUAUUCGACAGUUUAUCCCAAGCUAGUGCGAUGUCUAGCUGUCAUGUUUGAGGCAGCACGCCACUUCCCGCCUGUAAGCCUCGUGUUGCGGGACGCUGCAACGAGUCAGACCCUAAAACUCGGAGACCGCACCUUCUCACUCGCAGGCCCCUUCGGCGCAUACGUCAACACAAUGGCCCUACACACUCUACCUUCGAUAUGGGGACCAGACUCCCUGGAAUUCAAACCUAGUCGCUGGCUGGACCCCAAUGCGCCAGAGCCCGUCUUGAUUACACCACCACACGGCACAUAUAUACCUUGGUCUAUUGGUCCCCGCUCAUGCCCUGGAAUGAAGAUGUCGCAGGUGGAGUUUGUAUCUGUGAUGGCGACACUGUUUCGUAGAUGUAAUGCUCGGCCUGUACGGAAAGAGGGCGAGAGUGAAGAGCAGGCAAGACAACGGUUGAUGGAUCUGAUGCAGGACAGUCAAAACGUGUUAACGCUGAGAAUGACUAGGCAGGAUGAGGUGGGGAUUGAGUGGGUUGAGCGGAAGGCUAGUUAGCAAUGGCUGGUAGGGGUUGACGCUUCAGUCUUGUUUUGUAAAUUAGAUCGCUAUAGGAGAUGUAAUAUGGUUGAAGUUUACUCAGAC
Molecule: messenger RNA, 1827 nt
Organism: Bipolaris sorokiniana ND90Pr
Lineage: Eukaryota; Fungi; Ascomycota; Dothideomycetes; Pleosporales; Pleosporaceae
Exons: 4
Coding region: 1-1740 (579 amino acids)
Molecular function (GO): iron ion binding; monooxygenase activity; oxidoreductase activity, acting on paired donors, with incorporation or reduction of molecular oxygen
Source: RefSeq, a predicted model, not a curated record